AUGGCUACCCCCAGUGUUCUUACCUUUGACAUUGAGGGCCGUGCUCUUGACUUUGAGGUCUGGGUCGAUGACCUCCAGCUGUUCCUCCAGUGCAAUAGGGCAGACGGCCUCUCUCUGUUUGACCUCACCUCUGGUGCCUCCCCUGCCCCGCUUGCUACUGCUGACAGCACUGUUCGCUCACAGUGGGCGACACGCGAUGCUGCUACCCGUCUUGCUGUGCGUCGCCACUUACCGACCACUGAGCGUGCACACUUUAGCCAGUACAAGAGUGCUCAUACCUUGUACGACGCUGUAGUUGCACACUACUCUUCCCUUGCCACUGGUGCACUGAGCCGCCUCAUGCUACCGUACCUCUUCCCUGACCUUGCUGCCUUUCCCACAGUCGCUGACCUCAUUACGCACCUCCGCACUAGUGACACUCGCUACCGCACUAGAGUUCUGCGCCAAGAACCCCCCCCUAUGUACAUCACCCUCUACGACAUAGUCACCUGGCUCCCUGACUCUCUUUGCUUAGUCAGGGACCACUUCCUCUCAGUUUGCCCCACCACUCUCACCGUUGACCUCCUCGAGGAGUGCCUCCUAGCAGCAGAGAAGAGCAUAGUCGCUGUAGGAGCCUCUAGUGGAGACGCCGCACCGGCAAGGGCAAGGGAGGCAAGGGAGCUGGAGGAGCAAGCGGGGGCGGUGGAGGUGGUGGUGGAGACAGUGGAGGGGGUGGGGGUGGUGGUGGGAGUGGUGGCGGGGGUGGCGGCGGCGGUGGCAGCAGUGGAGGCGGCGGAGGCGGCGGUGGUGGCGGAGGGAGCGGAGGCGGCGGAGUUGGCGAAGGCGGCGGAGAUGGCGGAGGCGGCGGAGGCGGUGGCGGCGGCGGCAGUGGAGCUGGUCGCGACUCUGCGCAGAGGAGUGGGUCCGGUGGUGGUCCGCACUAGCAGCAGCAGCGCGGUCAUGAGACCCUGUCCCCUCAGCAGCUUCGUCAGCACGGUGGGGGUACUGGUUCCUGCACCUACGUCCUCCGUACCGGCGACCGCGCUGGUGAGCAGUGCGGGGGCCCGCACUCCACCCAGCGCUGGUUCGGCCGCCUGA
This is a messenger RNA of Closterium sp. NIES-65, 1077 nucleotides long. NCBI's taxonomy places the organism in Eukaryota, Viridiplantae, Streptophyta, Zygnematophyceae, Desmidiales, Closteriaceae. The record is from the annotation of a GenBank genome assembly.